GCACUGGAAAAGAAAGGGAUCAGCCACCUGGAUGAGAAGGACCUGAAGGAGCGAAAUAAGCGAAUCCAGGAGGACAAUCGCCUGGAGCUGCAGAAGGUGAAGCAGCUGCGCCUGGAGCGGGAGCGGGAGAAGGCGAUGCGUGAGCAGGAGCUGGAGAUGCUGCAGCGGGAGAAAGAAGCAGAGCACUUCAAAACCUGGGAGGAGCAGGAGGACAACUUCCACCUGCAGCAGGCUAAGCUGCGGUCUAAGAUCCGGAUUCGGGACGGGAGGGCGAAGCCCAUCGACCUUCUGGCCAAGUACAUCAGCGCAGAGGACGAUGACCUGGCCGUGGAGAUGCACGAGCCUUACACCUUCCUGAACGGCCUGACCGUCUCCGACAUGGAGGAUCUGGUGGAGGACAUCCAGGUUUACAUGGAGCUGGAGCAAGGGAAGAACGUGGAUUUCUGGAGGGACAUGACCAUCAUCACCGAGGAUGAGAUAGCCAAGCUCCGCAAGCUGGAGGCCUCUGGGAAAGGAGGACCGGGUGAGCGUCGGGAGGGCGUCAACGCCUCUGUCAGCUCAGACGUGCAGUCAGUGUUCAAGGGGAAGACGUACAUCCAGCUGCAAGUGCUGUACCAGGGCAUCGAGAGCAAGAUCCGGGCAGGAGGACCCAACCUUGACAUUGGGUACUGGGAGAGCCUGCUGCAGCAGCUGAAGGCUUACAUGGCUCGGGCCAGGCUGCGCGAGCGGCACCAGGACGUGCUGCGCCAGAAGCUGUACAAGCUGAAGCAGGAGCAGGGUGUGGAGAGCGAACAAAAAAAAAUCAUCAAGCGGGAGCCGGCCUCCCCCAGCGACAGGCGGGAUCCAGAGGAGAGCAUCGUGGUCCAGCCAGGGCCGUCCUCCGAGCUGGAGGCUGAGCAGGAUGCGGAGGCCAAAGGAGAGGCGGAGGGGGAAGCCGUACUGAUGGAGGAGGACCUGAUCCAGCAGAGCCUGGACGACUACGAUGCCGGGAAGUACAGCCCUCGGCUGCUGGGCCCCAACGAGCUCCCCUUCGACGCCCACGUGCUGGAGGCUGAGGAGGACACGCAUCGGCUGCUGCUUCUGCGCCAGCAGCUCCAGGUCACAGGUGACGCCACCGAGAGUGCCGAUGACAUCUUCUUCCGUAAGGCCAAGGAGGGCAUGGGCGCAGACGAGGCGCAGUUCAGCGUGGAGAUGCCCCUCACGGGCAAGGCCUAUCUCUGGGCUGACAAGUACCGGCCCCGCAAGCCCCGCUUCUUCAACCGCGUGCACACGGGCUUCGAGUGGAACAAGUACAACCAGACCCACUACGACUUCGACAACCCGCCCCCCAAGAUCGUGCAGGGCUACAAGUUCAAUAUCUUCUACCCCGACCUCAUCGACAAGCGCUCGACCCCCGAGUACUUCCUGGAGGCCUGCCAGGACAACAAGGACUUUGCCAUCCUGCGCUUCCACGCCGGGCCGCCCUACGAGGACAUCGCCUUCAAGAUCGUCAACCGCGAGUGGGAGUAUUCCCACCGCCACGGCUUCCGCUGCCAGUUUGCCAAUGGGAUCUUCCAGCUCUGGUUCCACUUCAAGCGUUACCGUUACCGCCGAUGAGGGGCUGCUGGGCUCCCCUCCGGACCGCUGGCACAGGGGAUGGGCAGGGGGCUCUUGUCCUCCGUCACAGACGCUGUCCCAUGGACGUCCCCGGCGCCUGGCCCAGCACGGGACCUAUUCCUGAAGGAUUUCUCUGUCCGUCCUUUUCUCCUGAGGCACACUGAGACUUUGGU
Molecule: messenger RNA, 1769 nt
Organism: Apaloderma vittatum (bar-tailed trogon)
Lineage: Eukaryota; Metazoa; Chordata; Aves; Trogoniformes; Trogonidae
Gene: CACTIN
Product: cactin, spliceosome C complex subunit
Biological process (GO): mRNA cis splicing, via spliceosome; negative regulation of innate immune response
Cellular component (GO): spliceosomal complex; cytoplasm
Molecular function (GO): protein binding
Source: RefSeq, a predicted model, not a curated record